AGAGAAGAGAAUACUACAGGACAGAGAAGAUCUGCGCGACAGUUCUGAGCGGAACCUAUCAUUUUAUAGUUUAAUUGAUAUUGACCGUAGCCUCCUUUAGUAGACAUUGUAUCAACAAGUUACAUUUAUGUUUUUUUUUAAUACACACUGCCAGUUAUUAACACGGGUAAAUCCGUUGAGUGAAUUAUGACACUAAUCUGAUACGGAGCAAGAUUGAACCGAACACCGUUACCCGUGCAGCAGACCAGACCGCUCUCCGUUGGAAAUAAACCACGAUAUAUUUGGUAAAAUCUUCAAAUCAAAUAGACUUGUGAAAUAAGAAACGGGGGAUCUCAUUUUCAUCUUGAAACGAGUUGAGGCGAGAGAUAAAAAGCUGCUCUAUUGUAAACUAAUCCUUGCCCUUCGGGCGUUUGAAUAGCCCAGGGCAAGAAUUCUACUAGCCCUCCUUUUAUUUAGAGACGGACUGGCUUUCUUCUCAUAAAACUCGACGGAUUCAUCAUAUCAGAAAAAGCAAGGCUCGGACAAAGACGGAUAUAAAGCAAACGACGACACAACUGACAUAAACAGAGAUAAAAUCGGAAGGGAGAAGAGUUUCCUAUGUCUUCUGGAUCCGUGUCCUCCCAGGAGGGAAGGAGUAUGUCCAGGAUGUCUAUGAGUCGUUCUCCAGUUUCUCCAAUGAAUGCCCAGGGCAUCCCAUCACCGGCCCAGCUGACUAAAGCCAAUGCCCCAGUCCACAUUGAUGUGGGAGGACACAUGUACACCAGCAGCCUGGGGACUCUCACUAAAUACCCAGAGUCUAGAAUCAGUCGUCUGUUUAAUGGAACAGAGCCGAUUGUACUGGACAGUUUGAAGCAGCACUACUUCAUCGACAGGGAUGGAGACAUAUUCAGAUACAUUCUCAGCUUCCUCAGGACCUGCAAACUACUGCUCCCAGAGGACUUCAAGGACUUCCCCCAGCUAUACGAGGAGGCUCGCUACUACCAGCUGACACCCAUGGUCCGCGAGCUGGAGCGCUGGCUGACAGAGCGGGAGGGCCAGAAGAGCCGGCCCUGCGAGUGCCUGGUGGUCCGAGUGACCCCUGACCUGGGUGAGAGAAUUGCCCUCAGCGGGGAGAAGGUGCUCAUUGAGGAGAUCUUCCCCGAGACCGGAGACGUCAUGUGUAACUCGGUGAACGCCGGCUGGAACCAGGACCCCACACAUGUUAUCCGUUUUCCGCUCAACGGCUACUGCAGGCUCAACUCAGUUCAGGUUCUGGAGAGGUUGUUCCAGAAGGGCUUCAGCAUGAGGGCGUCGUGUGGUGGCGGAGUUGACUCCUCCCAGUUCAGCGAGUACGUCUUGUGUCGCGAGCUCCACAGGGGUCAGUCCAUCGGCACCACCACCACUAUCCGGAUCAAACAGGAGCCUCUGGACUAGGUCAGGAGGAACAGAGGGACCCCUGAGAUAAGAUGUUCAACAACCCCAGUGCUCAUCUCCAGGUCCUAUCUACACAAAACACUGAAGGAGGACUCUUUAUGCUUGGGAAUAUCAUGUGCCAAUGGCAAUGUUUAUUGGGCAAGCGAGAUGUGAGAAGGUUGUGAUUCUAUUGAGACUCAAAUAGUCUAUGGAACUCUUUCUGCUGCCGUUUCCAAGGGAAACGGUCAGUCACCUCUGGACUAUUGACAACUAGCAGGAACAAGGAAAUAGCUCCAGUAAUAUGGUGCUCAGGUCCAGCUUAGGUUUCACUGGGGACUCCUGUUCAAGCCUAAGGAUGGGUCUACUGGUAUGCCAGAUGACCUCCAGUUCAGAGACAUUGUCUGCGUUUAUACUGGCAGCCCAAUUCUGAUAUUUGCCCAAUUAUUGAAAAAGAUUCGAUCUGAUUGGUCAAAAGACCAAUAAAUGUCAAAAGAUCAGAAUUGAGCUGCCUGUGUAAACACAGCCAAAAAUGGCCAUGUCCUGCUCUGCCACAGGAAGAACAUGGCUCUGUGUGUUUGCUGCAUUUCUUGACAACUUCCUACACUGUUCAAUCUGAAUAGGUUAUAUACUGUAUGUGUAGGUAUUUGUACAAUUAAAUGUUAAAUGGACAAUAUGGGGUCUUUUUAAAAAUAUAUAUCGCUUUCAUGAUAAAUAUAUUAGAGGAAAAUUUAGAUUUUGUAUGUGACAAUAUAGCGAUGAAGUGCACAUAAUUAAGAUUUUUUUAUAACUGCAAUUUCAAUUAAUAUUUAGGAUGUGUUUGCUUACGGUAAGUCAAAAUUUUCCAGUUGUGAAGUCGUAUUGACAAAAAGACAACUGUCUCUGACUGCUGUUCGUUUUGUAUAAGACCGUAAUCUCUAGAGGACAGACAAAUAGCUGGGACAUUUUGGUUCUGUGUUGCCGGGAUCAAUAAAACCACAAUAAGACAAACUCAACCUGGCACACACCAUCAAAGAAAUUAGGAUAUUUGUGCUUUUCAAUCACUUUCUUUAUUAUUGUUUUUUUUGCAAAGGUACAAACAAUACUAAAAUUGCAUCACCUGAAAUGCGUCAGGUUUGAAUGCACAGACAGUAGGAAAUAUAAAUAGUCACAAAAAUGUGUCCUUCAACACAUAAUACAGUAGCUGGGUUCUUAAGACCCAGACUCUAAACUUGAAUAUACAUACACCACAGCUUUAUUUCAUUUAUCAAUUAGAACUAUGCACUAUAUAAACAAAUGCAUGUUACAGUAAAAAAUACAUUUAAAGCAUUAAAAACCUUUAAUGGACAGUCAUUUCAAAGUCAAACUGAAAAAGGGCUUUUGACCCCCCAAAAAAUAAGGAAGCAGUAGUAUCCCAUUAGCAUUAUAAAAAAAUACUUGACAGAUCGCCGCGACAGAUUGACAUUUUGAUGUUGAUCAUCAGCAUUAAAAGUCAAUCACUCAAUAGAUAUUGUUAAGCGGUGCUGAAACUUCUGCAAGUGAUGGACUUUUCAGUUGAUUAAAAAGUUCCGGAUGGAAUUUCAGGUCUUGAGAAAACUAUAUAGGAAUGGUGCUCAAUAUUAUGACCACAUUGUUAAUUGUCAUCUUCAUUAAAAUUGUUGAUUAGCCUGAGUGAGUGUAUAAGAGAGCCAGCUCCCUGUGUUCUGUGAUGAGGUUGAAUCUGAAUAAGGAUACUUAUAUCUUUAAAUGGAUCCUGGUAAUUAAUCUAGAUUCACGUCUACAAUAGGAGAGAUUAGUUUAUGUUAUGAACCAUUGAAUAGAAUAUUAGAAUUGGCUCACAAUUUUUUAUAACACACACACAAAAAAAAUCUUAAGAUGUUUCACUCUUCUGCCAAUAGUAAUAGGAACCCUAAAGUACCAUUAUACCAGCCAAACCUGGGUCAAAUACUUGCAAGUAAUUAAGGUGGGCUUGAUUUAGCUUGGCGUUUGCAUUUAAAAAUUGUACUAUUCCAUGGGUUCUGUUGUACCAGGCAAUCUAAAUCGAGCUCAUAUUUCAUAUUUGAAAGUAUUGGAUCCAGGUCUGGAACUAGUAUGUAUACACGUUGUGUUUUAAUAGCAGGCAUCACAGUUCUUCCUGGUACAUUUAUCUGACCACUAUCAAAACAAUAGGAUUCUCUGCAACAUUCAUCUUAUGGUUUGGUAAAUUAAAAAGGUAGACUCAGAGAAAUGAUCUUGCCACGAGCAGCAGAUAUUGAGAUGAGCAAGAUGCAGUCAUACAGUAUCUGCUCCAUGUGCACGGGUUCGCUUCACGCUGUUCAAAGCGUGGGAGCCGAGGGACCAAAACAGUGGAGAAGUUGAGCCUCACGCGUCAACGCUCUUAGUUGUUGAGGAAAUUGACCCACUGCGGUUCACUUUCUGCAUCUAUGUCAUAUCGCUGAGUCUACCUUUAAAACAUGUUACAAUAUGAGUUGUUUUUUCCCCCCAAACUCAGUACUUGCCCAGAACAUAAUAUGCAAACAUUAU
This is a messenger RNA of Oncorhynchus nerka (sockeye salmon), 3891 nucleotides long. RefSeq names its product BTB/POZ domain-containing protein kctd15-like. The record is from RefSeq and is a predicted model, not a curated record. The transcript has 5 exons. Bases 598 to 1413 code for a protein of 271 amino acids. NCBI's taxonomy places the organism in Eukaryota, Metazoa, Chordata, Actinopteri, Salmoniformes, Salmonidae. Gene Ontology annotation, biological process: protein homooligomerization. Gene Ontology annotation, molecular function: protein binding.